AUGACCCGGCCCGACCUGCCUGCUGGCCUCGGGGGCUGGCAGUGUGUGGACGCCACGCCCCAGGAGAACAGCGACGGGUAUUACCGCUGCGGCCCUGCAUCGGUUGCUGCCGUGAAGCAGGGUCACGUGUACUACCCAUACGACACGCCCUUUGUCUUUGCAGAGGUGAAUAGUGAUGUGAUCCACAAAACCGUGGACAAGUACGGUGGUGAGAAAGUCUUCCUCGUGGAGAAAGACCGUGUGGGCCUUGCCCUUCUUACCAAGGCUGUGGGCUCCAACGCCAUUGACGACAUCACCCACACCUACAAGCACCCUGAGGGUUCCGCUCGUGACGAGCAGGCCAUGGAUGAGGCUGAGAGCUUUGGCCUGAGUCGGGACCACUCUGAGACUGGGGCGGCCGUCCUCGUCCUCACCAUAAAUACUGAACAGUCGGUGCUGAAGGGUGAUGACGUGGACCUGGAGCUUGUGUUCACCAACCAGGGAGACGCGGAUGCAGUGUUCACCGGCUCUCUGAAGGGCUCAGUGGUCUUCUACACUGGGGUUGCGUACAGCAGCUUCUACAAGCAGCGCUUUCAGGUCACGAUUUCCCCGGGGGGAGUGGAGACCAGGAUGGUGAAGGUCUCCGGAGACCAAUACAUGCGUUACCUUGGAAACCAGAGCUCCCUGCUGUUCAUACUGACGGGAAAGUCCGGGGGUACCUCACUGAGUGCCAGAACAGGCGUCACACUGGCGACCCAGACACUGCUAUUCAAAAUUGGUGGGAUCGCAGAGUAUGGCCAAGGUAUGUCUGUGGAGGUUUCCUUUGUCAACCCCUACGGCUACAAACUGACCAACGUGGGCAUCGGCAUGGAGGGGAGCGGACUCUUCAGCUACCAGAGCAACAACAUUGGUUCCGUCGAGGCCUAUGGUACUAUGACCUGGAAAGUGUAUUUCAAGCCUUGGAGUACUGGAACAAGAUACAUCAUCGCUCUCAUGAACUGCGAGGAGCUCCCAGAGGUGUGGGGCAUGGACUCCAUCUACAUCAAUCCCCCCCCCAUGGCAGGAGCCUAGCCCAGCGGCCCACGAGCCAGCGCUUCUCUGCCAAGCCUUCACCAAACACCAUCAACCACUGUUGACGUGGGUUGGGAAAACUUGGUGAUUGGUUUAAAUUGAUUCCUUUACUUCUUGCACUUACACAACAUAGAGUCCGAUCUGGUCCUUUUUUUUUUUGUGUACCCACAGUGAUCAGAUUCAAAGUAUUUCGAUGAUAUUACUACACUGUUAUUUAACAGUUAUCUCUGAUCUCUUUUAUAAAUAUGUUAAUCAAUAAAUGAAUAAUUUGUUAUUUGUACUUCCAACCGUUGCUUUUCUGUAACUCUCCAACUGUUCCUGUUUAUUCAUUAUAACUUGAAAGAAAGAGACCAUUUACUUUAACUGGACUGAAAUAUAUUUCAUCAAACUGUAUCCUGUUUGAGAAGUAUCGCCAUGAAUGAAUUGAUCUACCAUGAGAGUCUUGGUUUUUUGCUGUUAUACGAAACUCUGUGUUUAGGGCUUUCAUCUGUACUCUGCAAAAAAUAAUAUUGAAUCUAUGCGUUGCAAACUACUUACAAUAAAGCAUCAU
Gadus chalcogrammus (walleye pollock) is the source of this 1600-nucleotide messenger RNA. RefSeq names its product coagulation factor XIII A chain-like. Gene Ontology annotation, molecular function: protein-glutamine gamma-glutamyltransferase activity. The coding region runs from base 1 to 1050 and encodes 349 amino acids. Lineage: Eukaryota; Metazoa; Chordata; Actinopteri; Gadiformes; Gadidae. The record is from RefSeq and is a predicted model, not a curated record. The transcript is spliced from 9 exons. Gene Ontology annotation, biological process: blood coagulation, fibrin clot formation; peptide cross-linking.